CCGAGGCUUACGUGACAACUUGCUAUGUGCACUUACAUGUACAUGUGUACUAGUACUACCAAACACGCCAAUCUUCAGCAAUACUUCUUUCAACGGUCAGUUGGAAUAAUUUCAAUGAACUUAAACUAACGUAUCGGAGACCACGGACUAAGGCGAACCUUUAGGCUGUUUUUCUCUCGUUGCUGCUCAUUUUACAGGUCCGCCAUUUUUGGAUACAGGUGUGUUGACACCUGACACCACUCCGCCAUUGAUAAACUUUUCACCUACGUUCAAUUCAAGGUAUUCCAGUCAAAGGUAAAAGAACAUGGGUGGUUGGUAUAGUAGGCGACGAAGACGGGAACGAGAAGGACCUCCCCGAUCACCAUCACAGUCGUCUUCACCACCGGUACGGCUUUUAGCUAUAGAAUCAAGAUCGUCACCAACUUCAACUUUAGGAGUUGGAGAUUUUGGGUGGCUUGGUGGAAGCUCUAGAGAACAUCCAGACUUGCCUCCUCCGCGACCUGACCUACCACCAUCACCACUGUCACCAACAUCACCACUAUCAGCUGCCCACCAACAAGACGACGCCUACGAUGACGUCAACGUGAAUGCUGACGUGUACGUCGAACCACAGCCGGACCAGUUCAAUCCGGGAUCAACUGAUGACGACAUCUACGAUCAGCCGCCUCCGGAAGAACUGAACCAUCACCAGGGCCAUCACGCGGCCAAUUACGGUUACCAUGACGACGCCGUGUAUGGGAACGACCCGGAUCAGUUUUCCGGAGAACCAUAUCCAGUUUCAGGUGACCAGUAUCCGGGUUCAGGUGACCAGUAUCCGGUUGCAGGUGACCAGUAUCCGGUUGCAGGUGACCAGUAUCCGGUUUCAGGUGACCAGUAUCCGGUUGCAGGUGACCAGUAUCCGGUUUCAAGUGACCAGUAUCCGGUUUCAAGUGACCAGUAUCCGGCUUCAGGUGACCAGUAUCCGGUUUCAGGUGACCAGUAUCCGGUUUCAGGUGACCAGUAUCCGGUUUCAGGAGACACCGUGCAAUCCGGAUUCGAGACAGCCGAGCCGGUCUACCAAAAUACCGGUUUCGCAGCGCAGUCAAAUGCAUCACAACAAGACCCAUCGAUGUAUCAGAACUUUGAAGAAUCGAACUCGCAACCCGGAGCACAGGAGGAUCCGAACCUGUACUACAACUACACAGCACAACAUGAACCAGUACACGACCUUCCUCCCCCUCCCCCUCUGGACUCCGAUGAUGAACAGUUUCUGUCUUUGGACACUAUGCCCUCACUCGACCCUCCCCCACCCCCAGAAGGUACCCCUAGUCACUUCCAAACUUCCCAACUCCCCCCUUCCCUACCCCCGGCAGAUCUACCCAGUCUUCCACCACCCCCACCACCCACACAAACCCCAACACCUGUAACGCAGUCCCCGCGCCACACAGCGUCUCCACAAGGUACUGCAGGAGGGAGGAAGAAGACGAGAAAACUGCCGCCCCCACCCCCGGCCGGGCCCCGACCGGAGUCCGCCAGGAGAGCACAGAGACCGCCACCAAGGAGUGUGAGUCCAGAACCAUAUUCUGUCAGCAAGUCCAUUUCAUCAGAGGGAGGGAAAAUUGUCGUAUAUGCAGACAGGGUCGUCGUACGCAUGACGAUAGCAUCCGGGAGCCUUCGGACAGCCGAGACUGUCAGUAUAAGAUUGCAGCGGAACCACUUAACGAUGAUUAAGAACUCUGGCCUUGAUGACACUUUGUCGUUUUUCCAUGAGCUCGACUGUAAACCGGAUAACCUCCAUUUUGAACAACCUGCACGCGUAGAGGUUGUUUCCGCAAACUUUUCUCCGCAUGACAAUUUUCUGUUGUUUGGAAAACAGAGAUCCAUUGAUGAUGAAGAAACAUGGAUUGACUUGUCAGAAGAUUGUUCACUGCAGAAAUCAGAUAUGGGGGUAACGUUUGAACUCCAGCAUUUUAGCGUUUACAUCCUUGUAGCCGUCGUCAGUUCUGUGACCUUGUCUUCUGCCAGUAAACUGCUCCUUGACUGCCUUAAUGGCAAGUCGUUCCCGUGCAACUUCACUCCAUUCAUAGGAAAGGUGUCUGGGAAGAAACAUCCUCUGACAAUCGUCUGCAAAGAAGGACACCACGCAUCCACUUCAACACCUUACAUGUACCACCGGUUCGGAAGGGUUGGGAGGUCGGAAUUCAACCUGUUUGAUGAAGAGAAGCUUACAGUUGAAAUAAGACACAUUUCUUUGAUCGACAAAUGUUCCGAUUCGUACCAGAUUAACAGAGCCAUCUGCAAUACAGAUGAGGGCCAGACCAUGGAUUUGAUAGUCAAGCCUGAACAAGAGGAAGAGUUCAUCUGUCAAGCAGUGAUUUUUGUUUGCCGAUUCCUUGGAGCAAAAGAGAAGAAGGUCUGUACCCUCAACCUCACACCCCAAGGUGUCCGCCAUGAACACGAGGAGUCAGGACAAGUUGCUCAAGUUCUAGCUUUAGAGACGAUGGUUAUUGUGCACGCUGAAAUGCAAUCUACUGCUCCAGGCGACCGUGGCAGGGAAGGGGUUCGGAAGUACUUCUUCUUCAUCAAAGAAAAAGUGAGCUCGGAUUGGAAAGACCUGGCCUACUUCUUGGACCUCGACGACGCAGGAAUCCGAAACAUCGCAGGCAGAAACCCAGAUGACAAGUCCUGCUGUAUGGACAUGUUACACGACUGGCACAGGAGGCAGGGUGAUGCCGCUACUGUGGAGGUCCUCAUAGAGGCUCUGUCUAAAGCUGGGCUUCAGCACGUCGUGGAUGAUCUGAAAAGCGAAUUCCCUGAAACAGAACCUGAAGAUGCAAUGCCAGUGGAUCAGAAUUGACAUUUUGUUAGAACUUCGACCAUUAGAGACAGAAGUGCAGCGGCUGGAUCCACCAAGUUAGAUAACACAGACAAUACCUUGCUGUGAUAGACUUCAAAUACAGAGAGGUUCUCCCAACUUACAGAUGCGCUACCAAAGGUAGAAAGAAAAUCGUUCGGAAAAGAUGGAAAUGAUAUUGAUAAUUUUAUGCAUGAAUGAUUUGAGAUUAGGACCUUUUUCCAAAUAUGUAUCUAUAGUUAGAUUCAUCUGGUAGCUUCCCAUCAUAUACUUUCAUGUAGAGUGGUAUAUUACUAUAUACAACGGACUAGAGAUGGCUAGAAUAAUAGAUAUACCUUGCAUAUAAAUGUAUCUUACUUUUAUUGCUUGAUUACGUACAUGUCAAUUGGGCUACAGAUGUUUCUACGUGUUGAAUUCAUACAUGCUAAACUAUAGGUGAACUGAAGAUAAAAAGCACAAAUAGUGGAUAUACAUAUACAGACAGACAAUUUAGUGAGGUCCCAUUUUGUAUAUUUCAGUUUCUCUUGGGUCUGCUUGCUUUUCUUCCAUGAGGAAUUUAUGUAUUAUAUUACUGCAACACUAUACGUUACAUGCAUGUUGUAUACUUGAUAUAUAUUAAAUCUUUUUCCCUCCAAUGAGGUCGUCAGUUAUUCGAGUACCGGACUCAUAGAGUUGCAUGCAUAAUGAUUUCAUGAGUUAAUCUAUACCGUAGUACAUUGUGAUCAGAUUCUUGCUUGAUAUUACUUUAUCCAUAGCAUAGUAAUAACCAAAACUGGUUAAAUCAAGAACAAUUUUGUACAACAUCAAUGGGUUAUAAAGUCGUUUGGGUUGAAUGAUUCCAUAGGACCAAAGAUCAAUGCAACAGUUUAUAUGAUAAAAACGGUGGAGAGAUAGCCAGAAAAUUUGACUGCAUCCCUGCUCACAUAUAUAAUACAAAGAUCAUCGUGCUAAACAAGCCGUAGCCAAAUAUGUAGACUUUAAACACACAAAUGUGGAAGAAUAUAUACCUGAUGUGUUAAGAUUAUCAAACUCAAGCUUUGGUGUACAUUUAAGAGAUGCUACAAGGUACAGGAUUGUAAGAAAUCAUGAACGUCGCUUUGACUACAGAACAGGGGUGGGUACCGGUACAGAAAAUCCAAGUACAGGUACGGCCCAGGUCCAGAGGAUCAGGUCCAGGUACGGAACUGAACCUAGACCUAAUUAUCUGUGAGAGCUUGUGAAUGGGCGAUACUCAUUUUGCCUUGAAGGAUUUUUUGUGUGGAGUAUCCGACUUCCACUGGCGUGGACUUAACUUAACUAAGACCACGUCUGACUGUAGAAACUUGGUAAAAAUGACCAUCAACUCUCCUGCACUUCACUCUUUUUACCUCUGGACCUGUAAGCCCACAAACUCGUCAACAGCUGCCGGUAUAAGCCGUCCAUUUUCUAAUUGGUCCAAAAUCCGGUCAACUGAUUUUUUGAUCAGGUCCGGGUUUUUUCUGAACCUGUCCAACAAGAAAAUCGAUUUUGUAUCGAUGAACCGCACAGGUACCCACCCUUAGUACACAACGCUUAGAUGAUUGUGUUCUCAGAGUCCAUUGGGUGUCUUCGAUGACGUAUCAUUACUGUUGGUAGUUCUUAAAUGCAAUGGGCAAGACAACACGUUCCAUGGCUCCUGUGCAUACAGCACGCUAUCAUUCCUAACGAUGGGGCUUUCAUGUCUGGUAAUAACAGAUAUUACUAGUGUUUAUAGAUAUUAGGCUUUUCAGUUAUAACACUGAGUAUGACAUUAUCAUUAUGAUAUAUGAUAAAUGAUUCAUCUUUAGCUGCAUAUCAAAUGUACAUUACAUCUGGCACUGUUAAUAAUAAAUUACUAACUUAAGUGCAGUGCCACACAGUCCUCGUCUGUCCAAAAGUGAAUAGAAAAAAAACGUAUUAUACAAGUUAUUACAGCAGACGCUCAAGUUAUUGCACAGUAGUUUGACAAAGGUGUAAAGUAUUAAAAAAAACAAUAAAUAUGUACAAACUUGA
Messenger RNA from Branchiostoma floridae (Florida lancelet), 4843 nucleotides. RefSeq lists its product as uncharacterized. The transcript is spliced from 12 exons. Gene Ontology annotation, cellular component: CD95 death-inducing signaling complex; cytoplasm. NCBI's taxonomy places the organism in Eukaryota, Metazoa, Chordata, Leptocardii, Amphioxiformes, Branchiostomatidae. Bases 305 to 2836 code for a protein of 843 amino acids. The record is from RefSeq and is a predicted model, not a curated record. Gene Ontology annotation, molecular function: caspase binding; death receptor binding. Gene Ontology annotation, biological process: TRAIL-activated apoptotic signaling pathway; positive regulation of extrinsic apoptotic signaling pathway.